AUGGAGGCCGGAGGGGAGCGUUUUCAUCAACAAAGGCAAGUCCUGAUUCUCUUUCUUUUGCUGGGAGUGACUUUUGCAGGCUGGGAAUCCCGUCGCUAUUCCGUGAUGGAGGAAAUAGAGAGUGGCUCGUUUGUGGCCAACCUUGUCGAGGACUUAGGGCUCGGAGUUGGGGAGCUAGCUGCGCGGGAAGCCCGGGUGGUCUCUGAGGAUAACGAACCCCGGUUGCAGCUCGAUCUGCAGACUGGGAAGUUGACAUUAAAUGAGAAACUGGACCGGGAGGAGAUGUGCGGCCCUACAGAUCCAUGUGUAAUGCAUUUUCAAGUGUUACUGAAGAAACCAUUGGGAGUAUUUCGAGCUGAGCUACUGGUGAGAGACAUAAACGAUCAUGCUCCUGAGUUUCCUGAAAGAGAAAUGACUUUGAAAAUCCCAGAGAACAGCCCUCCUGGGACAGUGUUUCCUCUGAAAAAAGCUCAAGAUUUGGACGUGGGCAACAAUAACAUCCAAAACUACAGUAUCAGUCCCAAUUCUUAUUUUCAUGUUUCCACCCGCAGUCGGGGGGAUGGUAGGAAAUACCCAGAGCUGGUGCUGGAUCGAGAGCUUGAUCGGGAGAAGCAGGCCUUGCUCAGAUUAACCCUCACAGCGCUGGAUGGCGGCUCUCCGCCUCGAUCGGGUACCACCGAGGUUAGAAUCUUGCUCUUGGAUAUCAAUGACAACGCCCCUGAGUUUGCGCAGGCCCACUACCAGGUGCAGGUCCUGGAGAACAGCCCCGUAGGCGCCCUAGUUGUCAAAGUUUCUGCUAGAGAUUUAGACACUGGGACAAAUGGAGAGGUAUCAUAUUCCCUUUUUUACAGUUCUCAGGAGAUGAGCCCAACUUUUGAGCUAAACAGCCUUUCGGGAGAAGUUCGCCUAAUUAAAAAACUCGAUUUUGAGACAGUACCCUCAUAUGAUCUGGAUAUAGAUGCAUUUGAUGGCGGGGGACUUUCUGGAAAAUGCUCUGUCUCCAUUGAGGUUGUGGAUGUUAACGAUAAUGCCCCGGAACUAACUAUUUCAUCACUUACCAGCCCCAUUCCUGAAAACUCCCCCGAGACAGAAGUGGCCCUGUUUAGGAUUCGAGACCGAGACUCAGGGGACAACGGAAGGAUGACUUGCUCCAUCCAGGAUGAUCUCCCCUUUAUUCUGAAACCAUCUGAAGAGAAUUUCUACACGCUGGUAACAAAUGGGGCGCUAGACAGAGAAAGCAAAGCUGAGUAUAACGUCACCAUUACUGUCACCGACUUGGGGACACCGAGGUUGAAAACGGAACACAACAUAACCGUGCUGGUGUCCGACGUCAACGACAACGCCCCCGCCUUCACCCAGACCUCCUACACCCUGUGGGUCCGCGAGAACAACAGCCCCGCCCUGCACAUCGGCAGCGUCAGCGCCACAGACACAGACGCGGGCGCCAACGCCCAGGUCACCUACUCGCUGCUGCCGCCCCCCGACCCGCCCGUGCCCCUCGCCUCCCUCGUGUCCAUCAACCCCGACAACGGCCACCUCUUCGCCCUCACGUCCCUGGACUACGAGGCCCUGCGGGCCUUCGAGUUCCGCGUGGGCGCCACCGACCGCGGCUCGCCGGCGCUCAGCAGCCAGGCGCUGGUGCGCGUGCUCGUGGCGGACGCCAACGACAACGCGCCCUUCGUGCUCUACCCGCUGCAGAACGCCUCGGCGCCCUGCACCGAGCUGGUGCCCAGGGCGGCCGAGCCGGGCUACCUGGUGACCAAGGUGGUGGCGGUGGACGGCGACGCGGGCCAGAACGCCUGGCUGUCGUACCAGCUGCUCAAGGCCACGGAGCCCGGGCUGUUCGGCGUGUGGGCGCACAACGGCGAGGUGCGCACGGCGCGGCUGCUGAGCGAGCGCGACGCGCCCAAGCAGCGGCUGGUGGUGCUGGUCAAGGACAACGGCGAGCCGCCGCUGUCGGCCAGCGUCACGCUGCACGUGCUGCUGGUGGACGGCUUCUCGCAGCCCUACCUGCCGCCCCCGGAAGCGGAAGCGGCGGCCGCGGCGCCGGCCGACCCGCUCACCGUCUACCUGGUGGUGGCCUUGGCGUCGGUGUCGUCGCUCUUCCUCUUCUCGGUGCUGGUGUUCGUGGCGGUGCGGCUGUGCAGGAGGGGCGGGGCGGGCUCGGCGGGUCGCUGCCCGGUGCCCGAGGGCCACUUCCCGGGCCACCUGGUGGACGUCAGCGGCACUGGGACCCUGUCGCAGAGCUACCAGUACGAGGUGUGUCUGAUGGGAGAGACUGGGACGAAUGAGUUCAAAUUCUAG
This is a messenger RNA of Budorcas taxicolor (takin), 2304 nucleotides long. Its product is annotated as protocadherin beta-15-like. Bases 1 to 2304 code for a protein of 767 amino acids. Gene Ontology annotation, molecular function: calcium ion binding. NCBI's taxonomy places the organism in Eukaryota, Metazoa, Chordata, Mammalia, Artiodactyla, Bovidae. Gene Ontology annotation, biological process: homophilic cell-cell adhesion. The transcript has a single exon. Gene Ontology annotation, cellular component: plasma membrane. The record is from RefSeq and is a predicted model, not a curated record.